AUGUUUUUAUAUAAAUAUAAAUAAAUAAAUGAUACCUUUUUUUUGGAACCCUCCAGUCUCUUACAGUAUGUUACUGUUUCCUUAAAUUACGGUAAAUUACGACGUGUUAAACAGUAAAUGACCGCCUGUAGGAACACGGUAUCCUCUAGCAGAGAUUAAUAUUUUUGGUACUGAUGAUGCGUGAUAACGAUCUGGAUAAAAACAUUGGUCUUUAUCACACAGAAAUGAAGGAAGACAACAUCACAUUAGUAUGUGCCUAUACUGGGUAUGGACACAGGAAGUUCUUUUGUAAGAAUGAGUGUAAGAAUGAAGGGGAGAUCCUCAUUGACACAACUAAUAACAAAUCUGAGAGUGGCAGAUACAGCAUUGAACACAGACCAGGAUCCAUGUAUGCACUGUAUGCAACCAUCACACAGCUGACCAAGUCAGACACAGGACGGUACAUCUGUGGUUAUGGAAACCCUCUGUCUCCUGAUUCAUACGAGAGUGAAUAUGUUCUUGUCAUUGAUGCAACAACACAGAGUGAAAGUGUCACUCCAGGAGUCUCUACACAUUGUCCUGACUCCUCCUGGCUUCUGGUUGUGCGUGCGUCCUUGGAUGGUGUUUUGCUGAUGGCUGUUUUCCUCAUGCUCUUCUACAUUAGUAAGACAAGGAGGAACUUUGGACUGAACACCAGAGAAAAUGACACAAACAUGGAGUUAUCUGUCGGGUAUGAGAACUUUGAUCCAACCUCCAAACACGAAGAGUCCAAAAGCACCAGGACCAAACCUACUCUGCAUUAUUAAAGACCAAAAUCUAAAAAGUAAAAAUUAAUUUUGGCCAUCUACUCUCUGAGGUUAUCUUCUCUUCCACGCCGGCUUUUUGUUGAUAUUUUUGGACAUAUUUCUGAGAUUUCAAUAAAAGCUCUGGAUACGAGGAUCGCCUCCUAUAUUAUUUGCUUCACUAUGCUUUAAUGUGUUCCUGUUAUAUAAAUGCUUAUAUGUAUUGGCAUAGUUAAUUGCAGA
Oreochromis niloticus (Nile tilapia) is the source of this 1004-nucleotide messenger RNA. RefSeq lists its product as uncharacterized. Bases 174 to 785 code for a protein of 203 amino acids. The record is from RefSeq and is a predicted model, not a curated record. The transcript is spliced from 4 exons. Lineage: Eukaryota; Metazoa; Chordata; Actinopteri; Cichliformes; Cichlidae.